GCAGCUUCCGUCGCUGCCGCUAGAUCGACGUAAUUUCAAAGCAACAUGGCGGACGAAGUUGAGCAGCAACCAACUACUAACACUGUUGAAGAGCCGCUUGACCUGAUCAGGCUCAGUUUAGACGAGCGGAUCUAUGUCAAGAUGAGGAAUGAUCGGGAGCUCCGGGGCCGUCUGCAUGCAUAUGAUCAGCACCUGAACAUGAUCCUGGGUGAUGUGGAGGAGACGGUGACAACAGUGGAGAUUGAUGAGGAGACUUAUGAGGAACUCUACAAGUCUACGAAGAGGAACAUCCCCAUGCUGUUUGUCAGAGGUGAUGGCGUCGUUCUCGUAGCUCCGCCUCUAAGGGUGGGCUAAACCAGGCAAUGUGGAGGCAUGCAGGACACCUGGUCCCCAUUUUUGUUGUAAAGUGUGGUGCCAGUCUUUUUGUUCCCCUAAUGUAAGACUGUUUGCCUUCACCAUCCUUCUAAUUUCAUGAGUGUAACUUCUCCCACUCUGUAUUGUUGCCUGCAAGGAACUUUGCUCAGGAAAUUGAUAUUUUUCAGUUUUGAUGUAGCUGUUAGUAUUACAGUAUCUACUUUUGUCACAAAUGUCUCAUUUUGGUUUCAGGCUGUUUUUUUGAAGUAUUAGCAGGCAUAAAUCUAAGAAAAUUAACUUCUGUUUAUUGUGGGAUUCUUUAAAUUGCCCAGUUUUUAUAUUGUUAACCCUCAGAAGUCCAUUAUGACAUAUUAAGUUGGAAGGGUUUUCAUUUAAUUAUUUUAGUCUCUAUUUGUAUUUUUAUGUUUGAAUCGUGUCCAUUUGUUAACAUUUUUCAUAUGGUUGAAUGAUUAAAAAAAUUAAUACAAUUUAAAAAAAAAUGUUUUAUUUUUCAAUACCUCUGAAACAAAACAUAUAAAUUGAAAUUACUGUGGCAGAUGAGGUGGUAUUAUUGCUAAAGAAUUGAGUGUCUUUUGAAAUGUAUUUUUCAACGAAAGUGAAUUUUGCUGACAUUUUCCACUUUUUUAAAUGUGAAAUUGUUGUGGUGUUGCAUUUUAACCACAAGAUGGCAGUAUACCUCUAAGUGGUUUUCUGUGAACAGUCGAGAUAAUCUCUUCAGACCUGAAAUCCACAGACUUACACAGAUGCAACUGAGAUCUUGUUGUCACAAAAAUAUUUCCUUCUAACAUCUUAUCAUUUUUUAGGCAUCAUUCAACCUGUUGGGCUGUUGUUACAGAUGUAUAUUUUUCUUUUAAAUCAGUUACUCAUCCAACCCCUUGAAAGGCUUUUUGAAGCAUAAAUGUAUCUUAGAGGUGGGCAAUAUGGACCUAAAAUUUUAUCACAAUAUUUUGUGGUACUAUUGUAACGAUAAAAGCAAAGAUGAAGAAAUAUCUUCUGUGCAGUCUUUGUUUAGGUAAGCGUGGGGCUAUGGCUGUGACACAAGCACUUCUCUUGAAAAAUAUGCUUAUUUGAAAUAGACUUUUUCAGGACAUCAGAUGCAUGAGGACAUGUGAUUUUCAUCACUAAACUGCUCACAGGAGCUGCAUUUAAUCUCAUUUUUGAAUUUAUAUUUAUUAAUGCUCUCAUUGAGCAAACAGUGGAGAAAAUAGUAAAAGUAACAAUCCCAAUAAUACAGAAACCUUGGAAGUUUUCAAACAUCAUUAACAUCAUUCAGUACUGUUUGAGAGUGAGAAUACCUCCAAAAUGCUUUAAUAGGGAUGGGCCAUAUGUAUUGUCUGUUGCCUUAUGGAAUUUUGAAACCUACUUUUAUUAUGUUCAUUUUUGUCCCUUUUAGAAGACAUCAUUGUUUUAUUGUUUGGUCCUUGUUUCACAAGCUUUUGCUCAUGGAUUUCUAUCAUAUUUUGCACAAACACUGAAGUUUUCCAAAGAAUGGACCCUAACUAACAUUUUGACUAAUGCCAUUAUUAGAUAAAACUUCUAAUAAAAUCCCCAAAACUUGUUUUUGAUUAAAUUCAUGCAUCAAUUCCCUUUAAUGUUGCUGGAGCCCCUCUGUUUGCGUCUGAUUAAACAUUAAAGCAUUGCCUAGUAAAAAAUGUUUACAGUGUACAUUUUAGCGCUCCUACAGUAUUGUGAGCAGACUGGCAUGCAGUUUAUAAAGUGUUUAUACUUUUUGUAAUUAAAAAGAUCAACCUUCAUUAAAAGCCUUCUUAAACUUU
Girardinichthys multiradiatus is the source of this 2150-nucleotide messenger RNA. It is a transcript of the gene lsm3, whose product is annotated as LSM3 homolog, U6 small nuclear RNA and mRNA degradation associated. The transcript is spliced from 4 exons. Gene Ontology annotation, cellular component: precatalytic spliceosome; U6 snRNP; U4/U6 x U5 tri-snRNP complex. The coding region runs from base 46 to 354 and encodes 102 amino acids. Gene Ontology annotation, biological process: P-body assembly; mRNA splicing, via spliceosome. The record is from RefSeq and is a predicted model, not a curated record. Gene Ontology annotation, molecular function: RNA binding. NCBI's taxonomy places the organism in Eukaryota, Metazoa, Chordata, Actinopteri, Cyprinodontiformes, Goodeidae.